GACUGGGCUCAUGCUUCUAUAGUUGGUUUGUGAGUAGCGUUUUAUGUAAGAGCAUGAAAGUAGAAGAUGAAUGCGUUUUUAGUACUGCACUAGUUUUUCGUACUCGAAAGAAUUUUACAUCCGCACCCGAAGAUUGUUAUGAAGAAAAAUUGAGUCACUUCUUGUGUAAUCCUCUGGCGUCAUAGAAAGAAGUAGUCAGAGAACAACUAUCCCUUGAAUGUAGUUGAGCAUAAUUGAUGUAGAAGCAGUUGUAAUGAACAAGAAAAGAAAAG
This is a messenger RNA of Amoebophrya sp. A25, 272 nucleotides long. The record is from the annotation of a GenBank genome assembly. NCBI's taxonomy places the organism in Eukaryota, Dinophyceae, Syndiniales, Amoebophryaceae.